Molecule: messenger RNA, 677 nt
Organism: Bicyclus anynana (squinting bush brown)
Lineage: Eukaryota; Metazoa; Arthropoda; Insecta; Lepidoptera; Nymphalidae
Exons: 4
Coding region: 42-602 (186 amino acids)
Source: RefSeq, a predicted model, not a curated record
UUGUAGGUACCUAAUUCGAUUUUUCCAGCAAGUAACUAAAGAUGAAGUUCCUCGUCUUCGCUGCCCUGGUCGCCAUGGCUACGGCCAACCCACUGAACACGUGGUCAGUCGCGGACCUCACUGCCGCGGUCAACGACCCCAGGACCGAUGCCAACUUCCUCCCCUACCUUCAGCAUGCGCUUAACGAACUGCUCAACGCCAUUGCUGGUGGACACGAGGUGGACGCCAUUGUUGUGCCAACUCCAACAGUCCUGGAGGUAGCAAGUCAACCAACUACGUGGACUCUUCCUGAAUUGUCUGCUGCCCUCCAGAAUUCACACACCGACCCUGAAAUCAGGCCCCUCCUUGUGGAUGCUCUUAACAACCUUAUGAGCGCGAUACACUCUGGAGAUAACGUUAAUUCCAUUGUCGUCAACAUGCCGGUCGAGGAAGUCGUUGAGCCUGAAAAGCCUGUGCCCGAGCCUCCCACUCCUCUGCCUCAACCCCCCGUGACCAGCCCCUUGGUGCAGGUCAUCGUCAACGUCAACGGACAACAAACACACUUUACCGAAGUCCCUGCUUUCGAUGACAUCCCACAAGACGUCCUUGCCUCCCUGAGAUAAGAGAGGAAUGACAAAAAGAAAAGCCUUAAGAAAAAAAGAAAAUUCUUUUAAAACAAAAUAAAUGUGCUGUAUUAA